This is a messenger RNA of Rotaria sordida, 3420 nucleotides long. Lineage: Eukaryota; Metazoa; Rotifera; Eurotatoria; Philodinida; Philodinidae. The record is from the annotation of a GenBank genome assembly.
AUGGAAGAUAAAAUACAAAAUGUUCGACAGGCCGUUGAAAAAUUACAAAUUUUCAGCCAUGAGCCAGCACAUCAAUUAACCCAAGUAUAUGGUUUCAUCAAAUCUAGUGAAAAUAUACGUGAUGCUACUACACCUCUUCCACAAUACAUACGAUUAAGCCUUGAUACAAAGGCUGAAACAGUAGUGAAAUUCAUGUACAAAGGUUGGAAUUUACCAAAACCAGAUAUGAUUAUAUCUGUAACUGGCGGAGCCAAAAACUAUGGUAUGUCAGCACAACUUAGAAAAAUUUUUCAAAUGCGUCUAGUUUCUACUGCUAGUAGAGCAAAUGCAUGGUUGAUAACAGCUGGAACAAAUAUUGGUGUUGCUAAAGAAGUUGGUGAAGCUGUUAAUUAUUGUCGUUAUAAUAAUCGAAAACAUGGACUUGAUGUACCGUGUAUUGGUAUUGCUAGUUGGGGUUAUACAGCAGGAAAUAAACAACUUGAUAAUCAAUCGACUCAUUCCCUUAUGAAUACAAGUGAUACAACAACAAUACGUUCACCUUCGAAACCUUCUCAAAAUCAACGAGCACAAAUUGUUCCGAUGGAUAACAAAGAUCGAUAUAUUCGCGAGUAUAUUGUUAAAGAAAACCAACCGAGAGAAUGUUAUUUAGAACCAAAUCAUACACAUUUUUUAUUAUUUGAUGAUGGACAACGAAAAGCUGAGACCAUUCUCCCAUUGCAAGCUGAAAUUGGAAAAUAUUCUCGAAAUAUUCAUCUAGCCAAUACGACAGACGAACCAGUAGAAUCACUCAUACCUAUUGUCAUGGUUUUAGUUGACGGUGGUAGCUCAUCGAUUCGAGCAAUAUGUGAAGCACUUAAAUGCGGCACUCCAGUUGUAGUUAUUAAACAUUCAGGCCGUGCUGCUGAUCUUGUUGCUGAAUUACAUGCUUGUUAUUCUGAUCGUGAAAUAGGUAAUGAUGGUGUUACUAGUGCACAUCCUACAAAGUCACAAACCGAUAUUGUUAAAGGAGGUUCAAAAGAAAAAAUGAUCGAGCACAUUUUAACUUCGGCUAAAGAACGAAGUGAAAUUAAAAGUCUUGAUGGUGUUAAAAACGAUUUAUGUAAUACAUUAGAUUUGUACAAAGAUCUUGUAACAAUUUUUGAAUUUGAUGGUACAAGACAUCGUGGCAAUCUUGAAGAUGCCUUUUUAGAAUCUUUAUCGAAUGCUCGAAAAAGUUCUCGUGCUUCGAAUGAACAAUAUAGUCUAGCAAAAGAACUUAAAUUAGCCAUAGCAUGGCAUAAAUUUUAUUACGCCCAGACAUGUCUUCGUACUGAUACGACAAUAUCUAAACUGAAACAAGACGAUCUUCGUCCUGUUCUUGUUGAAGCGCUUUAUCAUGGUCAUACUGAUUGUGUUAAAUUACUUAUUGAAUUUGGUACAUCACUUGAAAAAUUGACACAUGGAGAUCUUGAAGAACUUUAUACAAAAUCGACUAAUCAUCAAUUAUCAUCUAAAGAUAUGUCCAGGAAAGAUCAAUAUUAUUUAGACUGUUUUGCUCCGAUCGUGAAUAGUAUGAACAAAAUCAACAAUUUAUCACAAUUAAAUCAUAAUGCCCCAUUAGGUGAAACUGCUCCAGAAGAUCUAUUUUUAUGGGCAGUUUUUUUUGAUCGAUUUGAACUUGCAAUAUAUCUUUGUUCCAAAAUUUGGAAUAUAUCACUAGCACUAUUAUGUGGUGCAUAUAUCUAUCGACGAGCAGCAAGUAAAACAAAUCAUACAGAUAUAAAACAACGAUAUGAAGAACAUGCUGAUCGAUUUGAUACUGGUGCUGCAUCAAUUAUUAAUCUAUGUUUCGAUGAUGAUGAACAGUUUGCUCUUGAUCUUUUAAGACGUUCUGCUGUUGCAUUUAAACAUAUUACUCCAUUAGAUUUAGUUAAGGAUGCUGAGUGUAAAUCAUUUCUUGCAUCAAAAUGUGUUCAAAGACAUCUUGAUAAUAUAUGGUAUGGACAUAUCGAUUACAAACGAACAGCUAUUAAUUUCAAAAUAUUUGUUUGUUCAUUAUGUUUUCCUUUACUACCAAUAUUUUGUUUUUGUCUGAAUUAUAUAAAAAAACCUAAAAAUAGUGCUUUAAAUACUCAAGAUGAUUUGACAGCCAGUCCAUUGACUACAACUCAUAAUGUUCUUCAAUCUGUUCAAUAUAAAAGAAAAAAUAAUGUUUCAUACGUAGAUAGAAUAAUCUAUUUCUAUAACGCACCUAUUGUACGAUUUUAUUAUCAUACGAUAUUCUUCAUUGUAUUUUUGGGUUUAUUCAGUUUUGUUCUUCUUGUUGAUUAUUUUCCACUAAAUAUCUAUAAUGAAAGACGAUCAGGUUUUAAAAAUUUACAAAUACCAAUAACUGAAAUAAUUCUACACAUCUGUAUAUGGAGUUUGAUUGUUGAAGAAAUUUAUCAAGUUUUAUCUGUGAAACUAAUUAAACAAUAUUUAUCAGAUAAAUGGAAUAUGAUUGAUAUUAUUGCAAUUAUGUUAUAUCUUAUUGGUUUUAUUACACGAUUUAUUGUUCUUGAAACAGUAUUUGCUAUAUCAAAGAAAGUUUUAAUAUUCAUGUGUCUUGAUCUGAUAUGCUGGUUUGUUCGUAUAUUACAUCUAUUUGCUGCUUUUCAAAAAUUAGGACCGAAAUUAAUUAUGAUUUUUAAUAUGAUGAAGGAUCUGUUCUUUUUUGUUUGUUUUAUUCUUAUAUUUUUAUUAGCAUUUUCAAUAACAUCUUGGUCGUUGAUAACUACAGAUAAUCAAGUUUCUUGGUAUUAUAGUAGUAAUGGAUCCUUGUCUAAUGUGACAGUAGCAAACGGAGGAAGUGAUUUAUGGACAUGGCACAUAUUACGUCAUGUGGCAAAUUAUGGCGUUUGGAAAAUUUUUGGACAAGUAGAGUCAAUCAAUGGUAUGGAUGCAUAUUCUUAUGUAGCUUUUAUAUUGGAUAUACUAUUCGUUGUUAUUGCUAAUGUACUUCUUCUUAGUGUACUUGUUGCCUUAUUCAAUGUGACUAUUCAAAAUGUUGAAAAGCAAUCUUAUCAAAUAUGGGGUUAUCAACGUUAUUUACUUGUUGCUGAAUAUAGUAUUAAAUCUCCAUUGCCGCCACCAUUUAAUACUUUUCAUAAUCUAUAUCGUAUUGUUCAAUGUUUGAUUGAAAAAUUACAAAAACCGAAGUCGACAAAUUCAAAGAACAACAGCCAUGCAUUAGAAAUGGAAUCAAGAGGUUUGAAUGAAAAUAAUAGUGAAGAAGAAUUUAAAGAUAACAAUGAAUUCCAAAGAAAAAAAGAAAUAGCUGGUGACUACUGGUGGUAUACGUUGAAACAUGAAAAGGAAAAUCAAAUCGUAGAUGCACUACAAAAUAUUGAAUUAAAACCUCAUGAUUUACGAGAACGAAUACAUAAUAAUAAUCAAAUAUGA